Molecule: messenger RNA, 1271 nt
Organism: Dimorphilus gyrociliatus
Lineage: Eukaryota; Metazoa; Annelida; Polychaeta; Dinophilidae
Source: the annotation of a GenBank genome assembly
AUCGAAGAAGCACAAUAUGCGCACCUUCGUUGUUCUUUACCUGAUUUUGUCGAGUGGUGGAAGCUUUGCUUUGGAAAAGCUUCCGUCCAGGAUUGACAUUGACCCUAGCAGAAGUUUAUACUGCCACAGUCAAUGGCAAUGUCCCUGCGACAUUCCGUCAAAAAUUCGUCUUUUCAAGCCCCAUACUCCAGAUACAAGUAAUGUAAAUAUGACUGGUAAUAUAGAAAGUGUAAUGAAGUCUGUGGAGACUUCUUUGGAAGCCUACUUAGCAGGCUCGAAGGGGCUAAUUGAUUUGAAAAGAUUGAACGCUUGUCUAGAAGGUGAUAAUGGCUGCUCUGCAAUCGCCCAUCCAAACUGCAAUUCUACUUAUUAUCUAAAAUAUAUUCCUAGAUACAGAGAUAUCGACGAACAAUUUAGGAAACUAAUUGAUUCUCCAAAAAACAAAGGACAUAUUCACAGUAUUCAUAAAGGUAUGAGCGCCAUAGCUGCCUGGCUUCAAGCCCAUCACGAUCACCAUAGCAAAUACGAGGAUUCUCCCUUCGCAAACAUGUCAGCAAAAUUAGAAAAAUUAAACGGAAGAAAUGGUGUUAAUUAUCUAGUUAUUUGUCACCUGAUAUUAUAUGUGUCCGAUAAGGAUAGAUAUUUGUUGGAUCCACCAAAUUAUGCUGAUUGCGGUAGAGAUCCAGAUUUGAGUGUAAAUCAGAGUCGUGGCUAUCUUUUGCUAAGUUUACUUAAACGUUACCUACAAAAAAUGAUGGAGAAUGUUAGCUUAUUUAAUUAUUAAUUAUUGAUUUUCAGUCUCUUAUUAAUCUAAUAUUUAAUUUAUUUUCGUUUUGAUCUUUACUCAAUCCAUAGUAAAUUGCUGUUGUUGUGUUUUAUUCUUUUCUUUAAAUUUCAAUGUCAAUUUGAUUAUUUUGUGUUUUAUUUUCUUUAUGUAUUUUCUUCUUUCGAAAAGAUAUCAAGGAAGAAAAUUAUCUAUACAACAAAAACAACUUAAUUGCAUACAAAUCCUCUGUCGUUAGAUUAACUAUAUAAAAAAGUAACUUUUCGUCUUUUUCACUCCUUCUUUCAACCUUUUCUUCUUUUCGUCUACCAGCUCUUUUUCUUAAUUGCUUUUUGCUCUCUUUCCAUCGUAGUUACUCUGUUUUGCUCCUCCCUCACUUUCUCUCUCUCUCUCUCUCUCUUUUUUUCCUCUCUACUUUCUCUCACACAAACCCUAAUUCUUUACUGGAAUAAAGAGAGACAUAUUGAGUUAUUUUGUUUUAUUUCCC